Molecule: messenger RNA, 902 nt
Organism: Daucus carota subsp. sativus
Lineage: Eukaryota; Viridiplantae; Streptophyta; Magnoliopsida; Apiales; Apiaceae
Exons: 3
Coding region: 132-593 (153 amino acids)
Biological process (GO): translation
Cellular component (GO): ribosome
Molecular function (GO): structural constituent of ribosome; small ribosomal subunit rRNA binding
Source: RefSeq, a predicted model, not a curated record
AUUUACUAAAGUCAUUCUUAUAACCAAAAAGGCAAAACUAGUUCUUGAAAAAUCAUUUUUACUUUUAAUAAUUUAGGAGAGCACCCGAGUAAACUAGGGUUUCUGCGGAUCUUGCAAAGGGUUUAAGAGAGAUGCCUCUGUAUGAUUGUAUGCUGUUGCUGAAGCCACAUAUAAAGAUGCCUGAUGUGAUGGACCUUGUUUCUCGUGUGGGCAAGCAUAUUUAUCAAAGAAAUGGGGUUCUUACUGAGUUGAAAUCAUUGGGUACUGUUCACUUGGGCUAUGGGAUCAAGAAACUUGAUGGCAGGCACUUUCAGGGACAACUGUUGCAGAUGACAAUGAUGGCUCCACCUAGCAUGAAUAAAGAACUCCACUAUCUAAACAAGGAAGAUAGGUUGCUGCGUUGGCUUAUGGUGAAACAUAGAGAUGUAAAAUUCGGAUUGGACUAUCCACUUGAGGACGAUGGAAGAGGUGAGUUAAGCAAGUUCAGGAGCAGACUCUUUGACAACGAAGAUAAAGACAUGGAUUUUGAUGACGAAGAUGACGAUGAUGAUGAGGAAUAUGAUGUGGACCAAGAUGUGAAGUUAGAUGAAUAAAUCUUAUUGAUUUCAUUAUGUUAGUUGAGGUAUGUUGUUCUGUCUUUGGCUGUAAGAAAUGUUUGCAUUGGAUAUCAAGGCGCCUUUCUUUUUUGACCGUUCCUACAGGUUGAACUUGGUUAAACAUGUUACACAUAUCCUCCUAGUAUAGAAUUUAUGGUUGGUCGGACCUGUGAUUAAUAAUCUUGGGGAAUCUUGAGCCCUAUAGAACUUAACCCAGAGGGUUAUCUAUGUAAUUUAGUGCUCUUAAUUAUUUAUUUAGGAAUGAGCAGAGCAUGGGACAGCAAUGUAGGCCCUCGGCUUCUGUUA